This is a messenger RNA of Tetrahymena thermophila SB210, 4122 nucleotides long. RefSeq names its product H-type lectin domain protein. Gene Ontology annotation, biological process: cell adhesion. The transcript has 2 exons. NCBI's taxonomy places the organism in Eukaryota, Ciliophora, Oligohymenophorea, Hymenostomatida, Tetrahymenidae. Gene Ontology annotation, molecular function: carbohydrate binding. The record is from RefSeq and is a predicted model, not a curated record.
AUGAGCUUUCUUUUGAGGACUUUUAUGGUAUUAUCUUUUGUAAAAGAUGUUUAUUUAUCAUUAAUAAAUAUCUUAGAUGACAAUUUCAUACAGAGCGGUAAUUUUACUAUCUCAUAAACCAACACUAUAGUCAACAUUUAAUUCUCCUCACCUUUUAAUUCUACUCCAAAUAUUAUCACUUCACUUAAUUAUUUGGACACUUUAAACAAUUAGUUUGAAUUAGACUUUCAAAUUUUCAUUACAAAUCAAAGCUCAACUGGUUUUUAAGUUACACUCCAAGUUUCUUAUUUUUCUUCUUUAAAAUAAGCAAAUUACUCUUACAUAGCAACAACAGCAUCUAAUAUUUACUCAUUUAACACAAGUAAUUAAACAAUUUUAUUAGAUAACAGCUAAGACUAAAACUAUAACAUUUAUACUACAAAAAUACCUUAUUCUUAGUAAAACCUUCUCUCAAAUUCGAAAAUAAAAGUUUUAGUAGUUGGAUUUAUGACUGGAUUUUAUGUAGAUUAUUUAAAUAAUAUCUUAAGUGUUUCCUUUUAAAUAAGUUAGCCAACUGAUGAUCCUAAUAAUUUUUUAAUUAAUUUAAAAGAAGAUCUAUCAGCAGAUGGGUAACUUAAUGAAGUAAGAUAUAAUUAUUUUGAGUUUUAUUAUCAAGAAAAUAAUUCAAUAAUGAUUAAAACUUACUAAGAUCAAACUUAUGAAUUUAUUUCAAGUACAUCUAACUGCUUGUAUAAUAAUUUAAUAUCAACUAACUAUGCAAAUAAUUUGAGCCCGGUAUGUAAGUAAGGCUUGUGUUGUUAAGAACUUUCAGAAAAGUAUACUAGAGUUUAAACAAUACCUAUCCCUAUUAUUACUAUGCAAUCUAAUAAAUUAAAUUUUUAAAUAGGUUUUUCUAAAAUUUCAAGUGAUUUAAAUGUUUAAAAUGGGAGAUUGAUAAUCUCUGAUAUUUAUUUUAAUUAUUAUAAUGGCAGCUAUGGAAUGUAUAUAACUUAUAGAACUUGGUAUGGUUCAAAAAUAUUAGGAGUUACUUCUACUUUAAUUGAGUAUUAUAGUUUAUCUUGCACAACUGGAUAUUUUUAUUCAUUUGCUGUUUAAGAUUGUGUUUAGACUUGUGAAAGUUAAACUUAUCCAGAAUAAAACUCUUUAAAUACUAGUCUUUUACCUUCAUGUAACCCAUGUAAUUCGAGCUGUAUACAAUGCUAUGGUCCUCUAUCAACUAACUGUAAAAGCUGUCCAUCUUCUCUCCCUUUCUUUAUUGUAUAAAAUAAUUAAUGCCAAUCAAUAUAACCAGGUACAGGUUUUAUUUGUUAAAAAAGUUCAGAUAUAUCUUUGUCUUAUCAAUAUAAUUGUUAUUCUUGUGAUUCAACUUGUUUAACUUGUUCAGGAACUCUCCCAACUAAUUGCCUUAGUUGUUCUUAAUCUUUUCCUUAUUUUAUAACUUCUACUAAUUAGUGCCUUUCAUCUCCGAAUAGUGAUUUCUAAUGCUAGUAAAAUAAAACUACUCCUACUUAUCAAUUCAAUUGUUAAACUUGCAGUCCAAACUGUUAAACUUGUUUUGGUCCUUUAUCUAAUAAUUGUUAAAGCUGCAAUCCUAAUCUACCAUUUUUUAAUACCAAAACAAAUGAAUGUCUUCUUUAAGCUCCAGCUACAGGCUAUUAUUGUUAAAAUAUCAAUAGUACAUCUCCAUCAUACCAAUUAAAUUGUUAUCCUUGUGAUCCUAGUUGCUUUUAAUGCUCAGGACCUCUUUCUACAAAUUGUUUAAGUUGCACUACUUCUUUUCCUUUCUAUAAUAUAUCUACCAAUUCUUGCUUAGCAUCAGCUCCUAAUUAAGGUUAUUUUUGUAAAUAAAGCUCAAAAUCAAACUUUUCUUAUUAAUAAAAUUGCUCACCUUGCUAUUCGACUUGCCUCAAUUGCUCAGGUAGUCUCCAAAAUAAUUGCAUCAGUUGCACAAGUUAAUUUCCCUAUUUCAAUAUUUAAACUAGUUCUUGCCUUUCAAAUAUUCCAAGUUCAAACUUUUAUUGCAUUCAAAAUCUAACUAACCCCACUUAUUAGUUUAAUUGUAAUAAUUGUCAUAUAAAUUGUUUAAGCUGUUCAGGCCCAUAGUCUAAUAAUUGUUUGAGCUGUCCUCCUUCUCUACCAUUUUUUAAUACCAAAACUAAUGAAUGCCUAGUUUAAGCUCCAGCUUCAGGAUAUUAUUGCUAAAGUAACUCUAACACAUCGCUAUCAUAUCAAUAGGACUGCUAUCCUUGUGAUUAAAGCUGCUUGUAAUGCUCAGGUCCUAUUUCUACAAAUUGUUUAAAUUGCAAUACUAAUUACCCAUUUUAUAAUUUAUCAAAUAAUUCUUGCUCUGUUUAAGCACCUAAUUCAGGUUACUUUUGCACAAAAAGCUCAAAUAUCAAUUUGUCUUACUAAUAAAAUUGCUAGCCUUGUGAUUCUACUUGCUUAACUUGCUCAGGAACUCUCCCAACUAAUUGUAUUAGCUGCUCUAGUUCUUUUCCUUACUUUAAUACUUAAACUAAUUAAUGUCUUUCCUAAACACCAGGUUUUAAUUUUAAUUGCCAAAAAAACACCAAUUAUCCAACCUAUUAGUUUAAUUGCAAUUCCUGUAAUAGUAAUUGUUUAAGCUGUACAGGACCUUUACCUAAUAAUUGUUUAACUUGUCCAACUUCUCUACCUUAUUUUAAUACAUCCACUAAUGAAUGCUUUUCAUAAAUUCCGAACCCAGGAUAUUUUUGCUAAAAUAGUUCCAGUCCUUAACCAUCUUAUCAACAAAAUUUCUAUCCUUGUGAUGUAAGCUGUUAAAAUUGUGAAGGAUCUCUUACUACUGACUGUACAACAUGUUCGCAGUCAUAUCCUUAUUACAACACUCUUACAAAUACUUGUAUUUAGUAAGAACCUUCUGGUUUUACUUGUUAAUAAUCUUCUAGUAACUAUCCUUCAUACUAAUAAAAUUGCUAUCCUUGUAACGAUAUUAAUUGUCUUAUAUGCACAAAUGUUUUACCAAACUCCUGCAUAUAGUGCUAAUCAAAUACUUAUUUGUAUAAUAAUAGUUGCACAUUAACAAAACCUUCUCCAGCAUUUUGCGAUAGCAAUAAUAAUUGCCAAGCUUGCACUAUUUAAUUCUGUCUCAACUGUGAUUAAGGGCCUUAAACUUGUAGCUUAUGCCCCCCUUCAUUUUAUAUAGAUUCAAAUUCAAACUAAUGCAGAUGCCCUUAUGCUUCUUAUUUAGAUUCAAGCAAUAAUAAUUAUCAGUGUUUAUCAUGUCCAGCAAAUUGUGCCAAUUGUGUAAAUAGCACAACUUGCUAAUAAUGUGCUUCAAAUUCAUCACCAGACCCUUUAUAUCCUGGAAAUUGUAUUUUGAAUUGUUAAUCAGGAUAUUUUUUUGAUAGAUAAACACAAAGCUGUUAAUAGUGUGCUCCAACAUGCCUAACUUGCUUUGGAUCUAAAAAUAAUUGUAUGUCUUGUAAAACUGGUGCUUAAACUAUUUUUAAUUAAAUAAAUAAUAUAAAUGAAUGCGCUUGUAUAAAUUAAAAAGAUACAUUAAGCGAGCACAAUAUUCAUAAGCUGAUUAAAAAUGUGAGUGCUCUUAAUCAAACUAUUACUCUUCUAUUACAAAUAGUUGUAUCAAAUGUCCAUAAGAAAAUUGUUUGGAGUGUUUACCAGAUGGAUCUUAAUGCAUUUAAUGUAAAAGUGGAUUCUUAUAUGACAAUAAAUUAUAAACUUGUAGCUUUUGUAAAUAAGGUAAAUUUUCUGAUAAUGAAAAUAAAUGUAGCUAAAAUUGUAUUGAUUAAUGUGAAUUGUGUUCAGAUACCAGUUCAUGUUUUUAAUACUAUUCUAAUUCCACUUUUGUUGGGAACUAAUGCUAUUUUACAUGUAGUAAAUGUACAGGAAGUGAUAUAAAUCAAUGCUUAGAGUGUAGAUCAUCAACUAGAUCACUCGAUCAAUAAACAAAUAGUUGUAUCUGCUAGUCUUCAUUUAUAGAAACUAAUAAAGAGGAUUGCUAAUUUAAUCCUAGCUCAAAUAUUUUAUUUAAAAUAGCAAGUAUAGUUACAAAUAUUUAGUAUUUUAUUUACCUUCCAACUUUGUUUGUAAACCAUCAUCCUUUCUCUGAUUAUUUUUUGA